CUUCUAUCUACAUACUUUACUCUAAUGCUGCUACACUCCAAGCGUCGUUCCUGUAAAUACUUGCGUAAGUAGGUGUGUCUCGUGUCAACCCAUCACCGAGCUCUUUCAAGUUAUCUACAGCUCCCAUCCAAAAAGCACGGUUAAAGUCUUGGCUUCCUUUCUAUGUGCUGUGCCUGAUCACCUCACCCCAGCUCUCCCCCCCAGCUCUCCCCCUCUCCCCCUCCCUUCACCCAGCACAACACAACAAACAAGCAACAGACAAUGGACGUAGCCUACGACCACACGUUCACGGACGACGUCUCCGCCGACGACAAAGGCAAGGGCAAGUCGGUUGCGCCCGCGGCCUCGGCCGAAGAAGAGUCUCUCAACGAGGAGCUGCAGCAGGCGUACAAGGCGAUCUCGAGUUCUCCGUGGGGCGCACGGCUGGGCGCGUUUGUUGGGACUGUCAAGAAACAGGGCGAGAGCUACUACGAUGCCGCCCGCAAAGAGUACCCCACCGCCGUCAAGGGCUUCGGCGACCUGCGGACGAACCUGGUGGCGCGCACGCGCGCCCUGAGCUUGUCGACCCCGCAACACGAGGGCGCGGAGAAGGGUGAGAGCGCCGGAGCCGCGCCAGGGCUGCUGGACAAGAUCAAGAAGGGCGUGGCGGAGAUCGAGGCGGUCGAGGCAAGGGCCGACGAGUACCUUCUCAAGUUUGGGACUAGCAUAGGUGGGUUCUUGCGGGAUGCUAUCACGAUUGCCCCGCCGGUGGCGGCAGAAGGUGAAGGCGGCGAGAAGGGAGAGGUCGUCUUCGAGGCGGCGAAAGAGGGUGGGAAGAAGCAGAUCUUCACCACCCGCCUCGACGCGCAACUCCACCUCCUCCACAGCAACCACGCCCUCUUCAAGACCGACCCGGCGGUAGAUAGCUUCGCGCCGUUUGCGGCCUCGUUCUCGGCGGACAAGGAGACGUCGCGCAUCGCGGCGGACCUGGAGAAGUACCCGGAGCUGCGCGCUACCAUGGAGGCGCUGGUGCCCGACGAGGUCGAGUACACGCGCUUCUGGAUCAGAUACUAUUUCCUCCGCAAUGAGCUGGAUUUCGAGGAGAAGAAGAGGAAGGAGCUGUUGAAGGGCGCGGCGAUCGAGGAGGAAGAGGUCGGCUGGGAUGAGGAUGAUUCCGAGGACGAGGAGGACGACGAGGAUGAAGAGGAAGAUGAGGACGAUGAGCAGCAAGCUAAGCCUGUCGCCGAACCCAAAGCUGCCCCAGCUGCCCCAGUGUUGGCCCCGAAAGCUUCAACCGAUACCCUCCAGCCUCAGCCCCAGCCAGAGCCCCAACCCGCAACGAAACCGAAGACUAGCAGCGACAGCGAGGCAAGCUACGACGUCGUCUCCGGUGCACCCAGCCAGGCUGCGGGUAGCCCACCGCAAAAGGGAAAGGUACUUUACAUCCCCUACAUCCCCACCUACCCUACGUACUGUUCUGAUGGAAGAUAGCGGAGAGACGAGAGUAGUGACGAGGAGGCGGAUUGGGAAUAAGCUUACUAGACGAGGCUUGAAUGGGGCGUUUGUUUUUGGAUGGGGGAGGUGAGAUUGGAAUUACUUGAC
This is a messenger RNA of Tricharina praecox, 1581 nucleotides long. RefSeq lists its product as uncharacterized. Bases 262 to 1470 code for a protein of 402 amino acids. Lineage: Eukaryota; Fungi; Ascomycota; Pezizomycetes; Pezizales; Pyronemataceae. The record is from RefSeq and is a predicted model, not a curated record. Gene Ontology annotation, cellular component: cytoplasm. The transcript has 3 exons.